Messenger RNA from Tachyglossus aculeatus (Australian echidna), 438 nucleotides. RefSeq names its product ADP ribosylation factor like GTPase 14 effector protein like (gene ARL14EPL). The transcript has 3 exons. NCBI's taxonomy places the organism in Eukaryota, Metazoa, Chordata, Mammalia, Monotremata, Tachyglossidae. The record is from RefSeq and is a predicted model, not a curated record. Gene Ontology annotation, cellular component: intracellular membrane-bounded organelle. Bases 1 to 438 code for a protein of 145 amino acids.
AUGAGUGACAAAUUCCAACCCUCUGUUGGAAAAACAAUCUUACAAAAGGAACUCGAAGAUGCAAGAGAGCGAAAGCAAGAGCAACAAAUGCAUCGACAAUUAAGAGGCCUAGAAUUUGAAAACCCUGGUCCUGUGUUGGCAGAAUUCGAUCCUAGCAAGAGGGAACUAGUAAAGAAAGCUCAACUUUCAAAGAUGAAGAAGUACUUCAAUUCAAACAUGGCUUUGCCAAAGUACGACGAAGAUGGAGUGCUGCUUUGUAAUGGUGUAGACUUAUGUGAUUGCUUGGAGCAAUGCUGCCCAGGUUGCUUCUAUCCAUGUCCCGUGUGUUCAUCAAACAAAUGUGGGCCAGCUUGCCGCUGUAAUCGAACGUGGGUUUAUGAGAGUAUUCAAACUGAAGCUGGUGAUAUCAGUGAAAUACCAUUUUUUGUUCCUGAUUGA